AUGACAACCGAAGAUGUGAGAGAUGCACCACCCACCGACAAUGAAGACAUCUGUCCGGCGUGUUUGAACCUUGAAUACAACAGAUUCGAUGUGUCGGAAAGGCCAAGCGAGCCUGACCGCUACCCAGCACCCCGAUCUCGAAGAAUCAAUCGGGAGAGGAUCACAGAUGCCGCCCGGCAGUUCUGCCCUAUCUGCGCUGUCCUUGAUGAGGGCAUGGCAACUUUCUGGGGGGACGAGAGCUGGGAAGCUGAAGAGGAAAGCGAGUACUCGUACGAUGACAACACAACCGAAGAGAACGAAGACGGGACACACGACAGCGAGACGGGCGAUGAAGUCAACCAGGAUUGUGCCCAGAGCCUCGGAGGUUCAGAUCCAAACGUGUCUGGCUCAUCAGAAAACUCCUCCAAAGGGGAGCCAUACGGGAGGCCGAAUAUAAUCAUCGAGUUACGCCCUGGCAAGAGCCUCUUUCUCCGUCGUCUUGAUCUAAAGCUCAGGUCUGACUCGACAGACCGUCUUGGGCGAAUUGAGUUUUCUACAAACGAGAAUGAUCCCCGAAGUUCUUUUCAUUCAGCAUUCGGAAGAGGUGCGGUUCCUGUGUGUCACUUAAGCCCUGACUCGGCAGCGGGUAUUUUGAAGAGAUGGCUUAAAUCGUGCGACAAGCACGAACAAUGUUCAGUCAAGUCCCAAAGCCCACCAAAACGAUUGAUCUAUAUCUCGGACGAGCAGAGACUCAUAGAGACGAAAGAUCACCCGCUGAUCUGUUGGCCAUAUGCGACUCUCAGCCAUUGUUGGGGAAAUCUGAUCGAUGCGAAGCCGCUCCAGACGACAAAAGAUUCAUACGAGGCAAGAAUACGAGGGAUAGACUGGGAGGGACUCCCAACCCUCUUUCAGGACGUUAUAAUCCUCCUACGGAAGCUUGGCCUGUCCUAUCUUUGGAUUGACUCGAUGUGCAUAAUCCAAGAUGAUGUCGAUGACUGGCUUGAGCAGUCGGCACAAAUGGCCGGCAUCUACUCGCACAGCUACCUCAACUUGGCAGCCGCUACAUCUGAAAACUCGUCUCAAUCUCUCUUUAGAACAAGAUUCCAGGUUUUCGCAGACGUCGAUGCUAGUGUCAGCGCGCAAUCCGACUCCAGCCUACAUCCCGAUUCCAGCUGGUGGCCCAGCCCUGGAAUGCAUUGUGAAAGGUGGACAACGGGCGUGAUCCAGCCCAUGGACACUUCAACGGCGGCAGUUCUUGUUCGGCCGCCCAAUGUAUUGGGCCAUGGGUCCAUUUUUGGGGAUGAGUAUCUUGGCAGAGCGCUCGAAUGCCCGUUACUCGAUAGAGCGUGGGUCUACCAGGAGAAGUUGCUGGCACCCCGAACCGCCUUUUUCUCUUGCUCCGAGCUCAUGUGGCAAUGUCGAGAGUCUGUGGCUUGCGAGUGCAAAGACAUGGACAACAACUGGAAAAUAUUGCCAGAAAUGGAAUCCAUGCUCGAGAAACAGAGCCCAGCCCCUCCACUCCUCUUGGUUGAUUGCUGGGAGAAGAGAUGGUUCGACAAGAUUCAAAGAAACCCUCCAAGUGUGGAUGUUUCUCGGCAAGCUCGGGACUUUUGGCACACUGUCGUGACCCAGUAUGCCUCCAUGUCUCUGACGAAGGAGUCAGACCGGGCUUAUGCAAUUGCUGGAGUGGCCUUAAAGAUACAAGAGGUGACAAACGACAAGUAUCUUGCCGGCCUAUGGCUCCAGGACCUCCCGCUGGGCCUGGCCUGGGGUAAUUACCCCUUUUUAAAGGACUAUAAAAACGCAACCCGGCUUGGCGGCGGGAUCCCCUCUUGGUCCUGGAUGUCCCUACAAAGAGGAGGAUCAUACUUAUCAGCUGCCUACGGUUUACUCGAAAGCUUUGAGACGGAUCCUCGGGUUCGCAUCAUUGAAGAGGGGACGUGGUGUAGAACCGACGGCCACCAGUUUGGGGCUGUUCGAUCUGGCCAGAUCGAGCUCGAGGCUGCUUCGCUGGCUGUGGCCAUCUCGAUUAAUGAAGAGUCAAACACAGGGUUUUCCUUCAGCAUCCCUGGGGGUGAUGAUGAAGAUGAUGAUGUCCACCAAUUCCUGGCGGAUUGUCCUUGCGACCCUACAGAAGGGUUAAAAGAUGGGGAUUCCGUGCUGUUGUUAUUACUGGGGAAGGUAACUCUGAUUAAACCUUUGGGCAUCUGCCUUGCUGUGAAGCCUGUUGAGGAUAUCCAAGGCGCGUAUCGUCGAGUUGGUGUUGUUUUUGAUGAUGUUGAUAUCCCGGAAAGGGGAGCACUCCCCUCGAGGUUUAUUCUUAUCUAA
This is a messenger RNA of Fusarium keratoplasticum, 2307 nucleotides long. Its product is annotated as HET domain-containing protein. The record is from RefSeq and is a predicted model, not a curated record. Lineage: Eukaryota; Fungi; Ascomycota; Sordariomycetes; Hypocreales; Nectriaceae. The transcript is spliced from 2 exons. Bases 1 to 2307 code for a protein of 768 amino acids.